Xenopus tropicalis (tropical clawed frog) is the source of this 3680-nucleotide messenger RNA. RefSeq names its product aldehyde dehydrogenase 1 family member A2 (gene aldh1a2). The record is from RefSeq and is marked provisional. Gene Ontology annotation, molecular function: oxidoreductase activity. NCBI's taxonomy places the organism in Eukaryota, Metazoa, Chordata, Amphibia, Anura, Pipidae.
CCAGCCAUGACUUCCAGUAAAAUCGAGAUGCCCGGGGAAGUGAAGACAGACCCAGCUGCCCUGAUGGCUUCCCUGCAGCUCUUGCCUUCUCCCAGCGCUAACCUAGAAGUCAAGCACACCAAGAUUUUUAUAAACAAUGAAUGGCAGACUUCUGAGAGUGGAAGGACUUUUCCAGUCUAUAAUCCAGCCACUGGGGAGCAGAUCUGUGAAGUUCAAGAAGCUGAAAAGGCUGAUGUAGAUAAAGCAGUGCAAGCUGCCAGACUGGCCUUUUCAUUGGGUUCUGUAUGGAGGAGAAUGGAUGCCUCUGAGAGGGGACGGCUGCUGGAUAAAUUAGCUGAUCUCGUGGAAAGGGAGAGGACUACCCUUGCAACACUUGAAUCUCUAAACAGCGGAAAACCUUUUCUCCAAUCUUACUAUGUGGAUCUCCAAGGUGCUAUCAAAACAUUCAGGUACUAUGCUGGCUGGGCUGACAAGAUUCAUGGACUGACUAUCCCAGCAGAUGGAGAUUACUUAACGUUUACAAGACAUGAACCCAUUGGCGUGUGUGGUCAGAUCAUCCCAUGGAACUUCCCCCUGCUGAUGUUUGCCUGGAAGAUUGCUCCUGCCCUGUGCUGUGGGAAUACUGUAGUAAUUAAACCCGCUGAACAGACUCCGCUCACUGCUCUCUACAUGGGAGCCCUCAUCAAAGAGGCUGGCUUUCCACCAGGAGUUGUUAACAUUUUACCAGGAUAUGGACCAUCUGCUGGCACAGCAAUAGCUUCUCACAUUGGAAUUGAUAAAGUUGCAUUCACUGGUUCUACUGAGGUUGGCAUGCUUAUUCAAGAAGCAGCUGGCAAAAGCAAUUUGAAGAGAGUGACUCUCGAACUAGGAGGAAAGAGCCCCAACAUUAUUUUUGCUGAUGCAGAUUUGGACUAUGCAGUUGAGCAAGCCCAUCAAGGUGUCUUCUUCAACCAAGGACAGUGCUGUACCGCUGGCUCACGGACAUUCGUAGAAGAUUCCAUUUAUGAGGAGUUUGUUCGGAGAAGUGUUGAACGUGCAAAGAGAAGAAUAGUUGGAAGCCCUUUUGAUCCCACUACAGAGCAAGGCCCCCAGACUGAUAAGAAGCAAUACAACAAGAUACUGGAACUUAUUCAGAGUGGAAUAGCUGAAGGAGCUAAGCUGGAAUGUGGUGGAAAAGGACUGGGCAGAAAAGGGUUUUUCAUAGAGCCAACAGUCUUCUCCAAUGUAAGAGAUGAAAUGCGGAUUGCCAGAGAAGAGAUAUUUGGGCCUGUUCAGCAAAUCUUAAGGUUUAAAACUGUUGAGGAAGUUAUUGAAAGAGCCAACAAUUCUGAUUAUGGCCUUGUAGCAGCUGUUUUUACCAAUGAUAUCAACAAAGCCCUGACUGUUUCUUCAGCAAUGCAAGCUGGAACUGUUUGGAUAAAUUGUUACAAUGCUCUGAAUGCUCAAAGCCCAUUUGGAGGCUACAAAAUGUCUGGCAAUGGAAGAGAAAUGGGAGAGUAUGGACUGAGGGAAUACACAGAAGCAAAAACGGUGACUAUAAAGAUCCCUCAGAAGAAUUCCUAAAAAAAGACAAUUGCAAGAAAGUCAACAUGCAAAUAAACAGAGUCCUGAGCCUAAGCAUGCAUUAACUCUGUUCUCUUGAAUGGGCAUUGAGACAUGCAUGGGUUUAACUCCAUUGUAAUUAGUCUGGACUGUCUCCUACAUUGUUAAUUUCCUAUCGGCAAGCACCUAGAAAAAAAAUACUGCAUAUGAUUAUACAUUUGAAAUGUUUCUGUAGUUGAAAGCUGAAAUAUGGGAAGAUCCAAAGGGCAAUUGUAGGCGUCCCAUAUACUUUUUUCAAAACAGUAAGGUAGGAAAUAUAUUGUAUUUAAAGUAGGUAUUUCGUUGUAUUAAUGUAGUUAUGUAUAGUCUGGAAUGUGUAGGUUGUGCUUGUAUUACGUCCAGCUACACACAAGUCUCCACUUCUAGUUCUGCAUGAGUUCUACAUGGUACCGCUCAUGAAUUCUUCUGCAAGUCUUUUAAUCUUUGCUGCUUCUGUUAUUUAAGUUAAAUACGUUAAGGCCAGAAAGCAAGAUCUUUUAAAGCAUAUAUUUUUAAGUGUAAUACAGAUGGAGUUUUUAAAUUGGUUUUUAAUUGCAAGCAUUUAGUAGAAAAAGCAGAUGUUCUAAAAGCCUGUUUUUGAUUAAUUCAUAUGCUGUAAAUUCCGCCCUGGCCUUCUUAGUAUCAUCUUUAAAACCCCUGGAACUUUAUUUAUUGCUUAAUAAAACAGACUAGAUAACUGAAGCAGACUUUGGGGUUUUUUUUUUUUCAAAUGUUUACUUGUAAUGGCUCAUAAAAUUGAGAAGAGUCCUGCUUUAAAAGGGUCUCAUAUUUUAGGGAAUUUUAUUAGUUUAUAAGAAAAGUCAUUACAGUUUUAAGGCACUACUACAUUUUAAUAUGUUGAACUCCAAAUGGAAACUUGUGCAGGGCUGGAUGUUUACCUUAUGCAUGUUUACUCUUGCUUGUAGUGUAUAGGGAUUCUUAUUGUAGGCAUAAUUUGAGUCUCCUUGUAUUGCGCUUCCCAUUUUAACACUAUAUAUGUAUAUAUGAAAUUACUCUUUUUCUUGUUCUUUAUAAAUAUUAUUCAUGAAAAUGUUUGAACUAGUUGUGAAGUGGUUCUUUCUAAAGUUUCUGUUGGGGGGGAAGGCUGUAUCAUUCAAUUCUGAAUAGCCUUAAAGGCUUACCUUAACAUUGGGCCACAUUGGUGGCAUCACCAGGAAGGAACAUUGCAAGCUUGAGAUCCCUCAAACCAUUAUUUGGACACGACUGGACAAAAUACAGUUACAUUCUGCAAUACAACAUAAAAAACCUAUAGCAAUGGAUUAUGAUAAAUAUUUAUCAUGGACAAGCCACUUCAUGCAGACAUAUGUAUUUUACAGUACUGCACUAAUAUUCUUUAUAAAUCAUCCCAGUUAAAAGGAAUAACUAUCAAAAGUUAGAUUCAAUUAGCUUACCUGAUAUAAUUCCUUCUGAUAUGGCGUUACACCCAUGUUUGCUAGGAACACUGCAUUCAUCUUCACAGAUCAUUUGUUAUUUCCAAUUGGUGCCUUUUGUUAGCACACACAAGCUGAAUUCCUACAGGAGCUGAUUAGAUUUCUGCUGAAACUUGGUCUCUGUUUACCUGAAUUCUAUUAAAAUAAAAAAAAAGGACCAUAUGAUUGGCUAACUGACAUAGUUGCUUCCUAAGGGCCUAGUCAUAUUAAAGGCAAUAUAUAUGGAACAGCAGUUUUGUGGCUUCCUAUUAAGGACAAGUUAAGAUUUUGUGGGAUAUAAUGAAACUCUGUCUCAAUAUAAUGGCUCUGCUGUAGGGAAAAAAAUAUAUAGGCGUUUCUCAUCCCCUGUGCUAUGAAAUUGGGUUGUUUUUGCAUACACAUAGUGGUAUUAUAGGUGUGUUUUUGUCAUUCAUGUGAUGUUUAAUGUAAUGAGAAAAAAAACCUCUAAAUUUAAAAAACUAUGAAAGCCGUGACUUGGCUUGUUUGCUGUAAAUGUUGUGGUACCAGAAUGUGACAAGCAUUUACAUACAUGUGCAUGAUUCCACGCAGUUCUAACAAUUCAUCAUGUAUAUACAUUUGUGUUUUAAAUGUCAAAGGAUAUGAAAUAUUUUCUAUGAAGUUUUUCCAUUAAAAUUUCAUAUAAACAAA